This is a messenger RNA of Impatiens glandulifera, 1532 nucleotides long. Its product is annotated as UDP-N-acetylglucosamine--dolichyl-phosphate N-acetylglucosaminephosphotransferase. The record is from RefSeq and is a predicted model, not a curated record. Gene Ontology annotation, biological process: dolichol-linked oligosaccharide biosynthetic process; protein N-linked glycosylation. Bases 56 to 1306 code for a protein of 416 amino acids. The transcript is spliced from 11 exons. Gene Ontology annotation, molecular function: UDP-N-acetylglucosamine-dolichyl-phosphate N-acetylglucosaminephosphotransferase activity. Lineage: Eukaryota; Viridiplantae; Streptophyta; Magnoliopsida; Ericales; Balsaminaceae. Gene Ontology annotation, cellular component: membrane.
GUGAGAGAGAACGGCCAGGACAGGGGAAGAAGAAGAAGAAGAAGGAAAAGACGCCAUGCCGGCUCGGAAAAGAGCUAUUACAGCGACAAACCUGAAUCCAGAUCAUAUUAAGACGGUGAUUUCAUCUGAAGAUCCUCCAAUUGCGCCGUCUAAAGCUGGCAAAAUCUUGACCUGUUCGCUAAUAUUCUUCGUCCCUUACUUGUACUUGAUUUUCAUUCAUUACAAUAUCGGUGCGGAGUUCAAGAGAUCGAUUGUUAUCAAUGCGGUCCUUAGCUCCGGCGGCUUCGUUUUAACAUUGGUUAUGAUUCCGGUAGCAUCUAGAUACGUUUUAAGAAGGAAUUUGUUUGGUUAUGAUAUCAACAAGAAAGGCACGCCUCAAGGCUUAAUUAAAGUGCCUGAAUCAUUAGGAAUUGUUGUUGGAAUUGUUUUCUUAGUUGUGGCUAUCUUAUUUCAGUAUUUUAAUUUCACUGCCGAUUCAAAUUGGCUUGUUGAGUAUAAUGUGGCUCUAGCAUCCAUCUGCUUCAUGACAUUGCUUGGAUUUGUAGACGAUGUUUUAGAUGUUCCUUGGAGAGUGAAACUCUUGUUGCCAUCAAUUGCUGCUCUUCCUCUUUUGAUGGCUUAUGCUGGUCAUACAACUAUUCUCGUACCAAAGCCUCUUAUUCCCUAUGUUGGGUUUGAGAUUCUUGAUCUAGGGUGGAUAUACAAGUUAUAUAUGUGGCUGUUGGCAAUAUUUUGCACCAACUCUAUCAAUAUCCAUGCUGGCAUAAAUGGGCUUGAAGUUGGGCAAACAGUUGUUAUUGCAUCUGCUAUGUUGAUACACAAUGUUAUGCAAAUUGGAUUAUCUUCUGAUUCUGAAUACAAACAAGCACACGUAUUCUCUAUUUACCUUAUUCAGCCAUUACUCGCAACUUCAUUGGCUUUACUUUCUUUCAACUGGUAUCCUUCAUCAGUUUUUGUGGGUGAUACUUAUACCUACUUUGCUGGAAUGACCAUGGCUGUAGCUGGCAUUCUUGGUCACUUUAGUGAAACCCUUCUUAUAUUCUUCACUCCCCAAGUUUUGAACUUCCUCCUGUCAGUUCCCCAGCUGUCUGGUUUUAUUCCAUGUCCACGCCAUCGACUGCCAAAAUUUGACCCUCAGACAGGAUUACUGACUGGGACAAAAGACGGGACAGUUGUCAACGUGUCCUUGAGAGUUUUGGGUCGAAAAUCAGAACAGUCGCUUUGUGUUGCAUUACUAGUUUUUCAGGCUAUUUGUUGUUUCUUGUGUUUUGUACUGAGGUGGUUCCUAACUGGAUGGUACAAGUAGUAAGCACCAAUUUUCGCUAACCCUACAACUAGAAGGUAAUAUACGUGAAAUUCGAAUGAUUGUAUUAUUAUUAUUAUUAUUGUCCUUUUUUCCUUUAAAUGAGCGAUUAUCAGGAUAGGUGUCAUCUGUAACUACUUGACAUUGUGGUAGAAGGAACAAUAUUAGAACUUCAUAUGAUAUUAGAUUUGUGUAGCAAUCAAAUAAACCAAUGAGAAUGAAUGCUUAA